UUUUGUCGUUACGCUCCAAGAGUGAAGCGGCGCGCGGGUUCUGCUGCCACCCGCGUGACGUAAUCAAUGCGGGAUUUAGAGAAUGUCGCACAGGUGGCAAGCUAGCUGACAACUGCGACGAUCUAAAGCACGCGCGACGCGCACCGAGCAGCACGCGCCCCACACAAUAGUCAUGAGAACAAAAGCCGCGCGCCGCGCUUUAUCUGAUUCAUGUUAAUGCGCGAGGACUAUUUGUUUGGCGGAUGGUUACUCUGGGAUAGGGAAGGCAGUUCCUGGUGAGCGCGAGGCGUUAGCGUGUUUUUUGUGUUUGCUAAAGUCUCGCAGGAGGAAGAGGAGCAGAGCGGGGAGGACUCACUGCGGAGAAACAGAGAGAGAGAGGGGAGUGAAUGGGCACGACUCAGCCAGCUCCUCAGCGGCGCUGCGCCCUUCAUCCCAUCCACACCGAGCGAUCCCCGAACUGAGACGCUUCCACCCCCGCGCGGGUCCGUGGAGCUGGCCCCCCGGGCCCCGGAGCGGCGGAGCCAGCGUGAUGGGACAUAAGUGAGGCAGCAGCCUGGAUCGCAGAGCAGCUGCAGCAGCCCCGACGGAGGAACAAACAAGGAAGCGCUGAGCUGAAGCUAACGGCUAAUAGCCGAAGCUAACGGCUAACUGUUGGCUAACAUCGAUUCUAAUGAGCCAGCGAGGAGCAUGCGAGCUAGCAGGAAGAGCUGACUUGUUUGGGGAUGUCGGGCAGUAAGGCGCUGGGCGGGGGGGCUGGCAGCGGGGCGAGGCGCAGGCGGACCCGGUGCCGGCGCUGCCAGGCCUGCAUGAGGACGGAGUGUGGAGAGUGUCACUUCUGUAAGGACAUGAAGAAGUUUGGAGGGCCGGGGAGGAUGAAGCAGUCCUGCCUGCAGAGACAGUGCACAGCGCCCGUGUUGCCUCACACCGCCGUGUGCUUCGCCUGCGGCGAGGCGGGGAAGGAGGACACGGUGGACUCGGAGGAGGAGAAGUUCAGCCUCUGUCUGAUGGAGUGCACCAUCUGUAACGAGAUCAUCCACCCCAGCUGCCUCAAGAUGGGAAAAGCUGACGGAAUCAUCAACGAUGAAAUCCCCAACUGCUGGGAGUGUCCAAAGUGCCACAAGGAGGGGAAGACCAGUAAGGACCAGCAGGACGGGUCGGGCAAGAGGAGGCUGGAUAACGGGGAGGUGGGCCGUUGGAAGCUCACGGACGAGCCUCCACCUAAAAAGAAAGCCCCUCCUCCACUGGAGGAGGCCGCCAGGGGGGAGGGGGGGCACAAGAGGAAGAAGGAGAAAGAGCAGCCUCUGGAGAGCGGUCCGAAGAAGAAGAUUAAAGGCGCGCACGAGAAACGCCUGAAAAAGAAACCCAAACAGGAGGCGGAGUCAAACGGGCCCACGUCUGGAGGAGCAGCAGGAGGCCAGCAGAGUUCCUCCUCCUCCCAGCCUGUAGGGGGCGGCGCAGGAGCAGCGGGGGCGGCGUCCAAUGCAGACCAGCGCUCUCAUCACAGAGAGAAACUGGAGCGAUUCAAGAGGAUGUGCCUGCUGGAGCGCCGGCCCGAGUCCUCCUCCUCCUCUUCCUCCAGCUCCGAGUCAGACUCCGAGUCCGAUUCGGACGACUCCCUCAGGGGGGAGCAGGGGGGAGGGUCUUCGCCUUCGUCGUCCUCCCCAGCCCCACCUCCUCCUGUCGUCUACGGCAACAGCGGCGGGAGCCGGGCAGACAGGGAGCGGAGCCGCAGCGAGCGGGAGAGGGCGCGGCGGCUGGCGGAGCUCGGCUUCAGCGCCAGCGAGGAGUCCGAGGGGGAGGGGGGCAGGGGGGAGGAGGAAAGGGAGGAUGAAGGGGGCGGGGACAAAGGACGCAGGCGCGGAGGAGGAGACGUCUCCUCACGAGGACGGAAAUCAGGUCUGAUGGACACGGAGGAGGAGGAUACUCCCCCGUCUGAGAGGAGCAGAAAGAACUCCGCCUCCCUCCCCCCGCCCUCCCCCCUCUCCUCCAACCUCAUCCCCCCCUCCGCUCUGCACGACGGCUUCACCAAGCAGCGCAGCAACGGGCAAGAGACCCGGAACGGGCGGACCCGAGGCGGGACGGGGGGCGGGGAGAAGGAGAACGCCAGCGGCAUUCUGACCAAUCAUAGACACGCCGCAGGGGGCGGGGCCAAAGGCAGCCGCGGCAACAAAAUCCGCAACAGCAAGAACCAGAACCAGAGGACCAGCGUCUCCUCUUCCUCCUCCUCCAUCCCCACCUCCAACGGGGGGGGCAUGGCGAGCAGCGGCCUGCUGAUGUCGGCCAUGGCGGCGUCGCCCUGCCAGCCUUCACGUCUCGCCCCGCGCUCUCAGAUGAUGAAGCGCAGCCCGCCGGCGGUGCCCUCGCCGCCCCGGCCCGUCCAGAUGGAGAGGCACCUGGUGCGGCCCCCUCCCGCCUGCCCGGAGCCCAGCUGCCUGCUGCUGGACUGCGGCUCCGCCCACAUCAUGACCCGGGACGCCUGGCUGCGGGUCUUCACCUACCUGAGCCAGAGGGAGCUGUGCGUUUGCAUGCGGGUCUGUCGGACCUGGAGCCGCUGGUGCUGCGACAAGAGGCUGUGGACGCAGAUCGACCUGAGCCGCCAGCGCUCCAUCACCCCCCCCAUGCUGAGCGGGAUCAUCCGCCGCCAGCCCGUCUCCCUCAACCUGGGCCACACCAACAUCUCCAAGAAGCAGCUGAUGUGGCUCAUCAACCGCCUGCCAGGUCUGCUGGAGCUGGACGUGUCCGGCUGUCCCUGGACGUCCGUCUCUGCUCUCUGCCAGGCCGUCUGUCCCUGCCUGAAGCUGCUGGACCUCAGCAGGGUGGAGGACCUGAAGGACUCCCACCUGAGGGAGCUGCUCGCCCCGCCCCCUGAGUCCCGGACAGCUCACAGCGAGAGCAGAGCGGUACGCUUCCAGAACAUGACAGAGCUGCGAUUGGCCGGUCUGGAUCUGACGGACGCGGCGUCCCGCCUCCUGGUGCGGCACACCCCCCACCUCACCCGCCUGGACCUGAGCCACUGCGUCAACAUCACGGACCAGACGGUGCGGAACCUCACCGUCUCCCCCCUGAGGGAGAGCCUCACCCACAUCAACCUGGCAGGCUGUGUGAAGCUGACGGAGCAGAGCGUCCAGCUGCUCCAGUGCUGCUCCGCCCUGCAGACCGUAGACCUGCGCUCCUGCUCCCUCCUCUCCGCCGAGUCUGGACAGCUGCUCUCCUUCCCCUUCCAUUCCGCCUCCUCCUCCUCUUCCUCCAACACGGCCUCCUCCUCCUCCUCAGCCCCCACCGCCGUCGCUGCUCUCUCCUCCUCCGCUGCUCCUGACGACAGAACGCUGCUGAAGAACAGCUAAGCCCUCUGGGUCAUGUGACAGCUGCUGUGCUCAGCCUCUAAGCCCCGCCUCCGUCCUCGUUACACUACAGACCAGCGAGGAAGAUGAGGAUGAGGAGGGUACUUGGUGAAGGUGAAUCGUAACCCUGAGCAUGUACAUAUUUCUGGGUGUUUGUAUAUAUCUGUAGUUUACUGUAAAUGACCUUUGACCUCCCAACACUCCGCCCCCCUCCCUCCUGCGACCAAUCACGGCGGCCCGUUCAUCAGACCCCCCCCCCCCCGACCAGACCCGGAAGCAGGUUCUGCUCCUGCUGCUGUAAGAUCAGAACCUGUGAUGAGUCCGGUUGGACGUUUACUUCCUGUUUAAACUGAGCCUCAUCAGAACCCCCCUCCCCCACUUGUUUCUCAGGUUUUUUUGUUUUGUUUUUUUAAUUCAUUUGGCGGCGCCGCAGCACUUCCCGUCUGAUCCAAUCCCACCGGUUCUGGUCCGCUUCUGACCACCCUGGUUCUGAGUUGUGGGUCGGUUCUGGAGGAGACCCAGAACUGGUUUAUGUUCUGGUUGGGAUGACUUCUGAUGAGGCAGAUUGGGUCGGAGCGGUACCUGGUGGAGCCACGCCCCCCUGGCACCUCCUCAGCUGGUUCUGAUCAGUGUUUCUCCCGACAUCUGGUUGGUUCUGAACGGGUUCUUCAUAAUCUGGGUGGGUUCCUGGUUCUGACCUCUAGCAGAACGUUUGGACCCGAUUGGAUCCAGGAUUUGUAAAAUGAAACCGACCCGUUUUCUGACCCGCUCAUCAGAACCAGUUAGAGAACAGAGCCUGACGCUGGUACCAAUAGAAAAGGUUCUGAAUCUAAUCCCUGGCUGUUAGAACCAGAACCAGAAGUCGCCCUCCCUUCUGGGUCACAGUGAGCCGUACCGGACCUUCAGCAGAACCCAUUAAUUCUGAUCCGGUUCCUGUCCAGCUGUGGUUUAAAGAACCAGCAGAGAGCGGAGGGAAGAUUCUGAACCGGACUGGUUCUGAUCCGCCGGCGUUUCCGGGCCUGCUGGAGGGGGGGGGCGUGGACCCGUCCAUCUAUUCCUGAGAGGGAAGCAGGGUUCUGAUUGGUUCUGCUUGUCAGUGGUACCAGGAGGUUCUGGCUGACGGGCUGAAUGUGGCGGCUCCUCCGCCCUCGUUGUGCCAUAAAUGUUUUUUUUUAUGUGUUUUUCAGUUGUUUAUUUUUCCGGGGGGGGGGGGUCUGAUUGGACGAACAUAUCAGUUUGGAUCUCGAUGCACUGGAUCAACCCAACGUUGCCCUGCUUCAUGUUUUGGCCAAAUGUUUUUUUUUGUUUUUGUGAAAAAGGGCAUUUCAUGUUUCUUUGUGUUUCGGUUUGUUUUUAUAUUUUGUCCACGACUCUUCCGACGCGUCGACGGGAAACCAGGAAGACUUCGGAACAAACGCUGAAAACAGACAAAAAAAAAGACCAACUCAAGGCAGCUACGUAUGAAUGACUACUGUACCACGAAUAAAGAAGCAAUGGGUUUGUUUUUA
This is a messenger RNA of Cyprinodon tularosa, 4849 nucleotides long. RefSeq lists its product as uncharacterized. Gene Ontology annotation, molecular function: histone demethylase activity; DNA binding; protein binding. NCBI's taxonomy places the organism in Eukaryota, Metazoa, Chordata, Actinopteri, Cyprinodontiformes, Cyprinodontidae. The record is from RefSeq and is a predicted model, not a curated record. Gene Ontology annotation, biological process: regulation of transcription by RNA polymerase II; protein demethylation.